AUGAGGAGGACAAGACCUACAAGUCCGGCUGUAGAUGGUAAUGGAUCCUCAGGCAGGCGAACGCUACCGGUUACACUGGCACCGUCGGGCAACGUUGUAACGACAAGCAGAAGGCCUCACAGAUCCGCAACAACAGCAUCGGAUGAAGCGGCUACUUAUCCGAGGACGCAGUUGACAACUCCUCCGCCGCAUUUAAGGUCUACAGGAGGCGGUGCUGAGACAGAGCAGACGAAAACAUCUUCAGCCAUGAGGAGGUCAAGAAGUAGAGAACAACCAAGUUCAAUUCCAGUGCCUACAGGAGAAACUUCAGCCGCUGCUGCAGCAACCGAAGGGGAUUCUCAGCGGAGGCAGUUUAGACCAUCCGGGGAGGAGGGGUUGACGCGAAGCCGUAGGCAAAGAGAGGAGAAUGUUCCCCCAAAACUGCCGCAUUCAACGGCUGCGACAUCUGAAGAAGAUCAGUUGGGGAUAACUCAACAUCGCACAGCUGCACCGGCAUUCUCCGUUGGAAUAACGACAGCAUUUGCCCAGCGGCAAUCGAGAUGGGAGGAGAGCGACAGCAGCAGCAGCAGAGGCAGGGCAUUCCGGGGGGCCGAAUUUGCUGCCGAUGACUCCGAAGGGUUUACAGAAGAAGAGGAGAAAACAUGCGCACUUGGCCAAUGCUCUUCUUCUGACUUUUUAGGAACAGCAGCAAGCUCGAAGACGGCAGGUGGAGCAGCGGGUCCGUCGAAUUACGACGACAGCAGUGAUUACAGCGGAGGGUUCUUGGGCUACGACAUUGAUGAAGAAGAAGACCUCCGUAGGGGGGUUCUCCAGCCCCAGCACUUCGCCUUUGACACAGGAGGAAGCGCGUUCCCGAAAUUAAUACAUGGAAUUCUUCCCGACCAAUCACAAGACAGUUUCAGGUUGAAUACAAGUCCUCAGGGAAGCCAGUUGUCAUCACGUCGGCUGAGUGAGCGGCCAUCUGCUCGAGAGGCGUCUACGACAGCUGGAGGAGGAUCAGCGAGUGACCAAUCACAAGACAGUUUCAGGUUGAAUACAAGUCCUCAGGGAAGCCAGUUGUCGUCACGUCGGCUGAGUGAGCGGCCAUCUGCUCGAGAGGCGUCUACGACAGCUGGAGGAGGAUCAGCGAGAAGGGAAGCGGCUGAAACGGGUGAGAAGAAGCCCUCAGAGGCAAAAGAUUCAAAACAGGAGGCGAAGGGUGGAGGGAAAAAACCGGACGAAGAGGAGGAUCCAUAUGAAGAAUAUCCUGACCACUGCGGAGAUUUGGCAACUUUCGUCGAAGGCCGCCAAGUUGUGGAAUGGGAUAUCCCGAUAUUUAAUGGAAUUGUUCAUGUGCUAGGGUCUUCCGUAUUGAGGCCCGAUAUCGAGGCUGUAGCCACGGAUAUUGCGUUCUGGCAAUGCACGCACCAGUUCUGCUUUGAGUGUCCUUUCUUGACCCCGUACCUACUCAAGUUCCUUGAUAACGUUGGAGAUUUGGCAACUUUCGUCGAAGGCCGCCAAGUUGUGGAAUGGGAUAUCCCGAUAUUUAAUGGAAUUGUUCAUGUGCUGGGGUCUUCCGUAUUGAGGCCCGAUAUCGAGGCCGUAGCCACGGAUAUUGCGUUUUGGCAGUGCACGCACCAGUUCUGCUUUGAGUGUCCUUUCUUGACCCCGUACCUACUCAAGUUCCUUGAUAACGUUGGAAUAAUUACAGGAAAAAGCCCCUUCGAGUUCAUGCCACCCCCGGGUGUUCGUCCAGAUUGGGUGUGCAGGGGGGCGUUUGACUACUACCCAGCGGGAUGGACGAAGCAGAGUUGGUUGAAGUACCUCGAGACGAUGCACUCGAGUGACAAAAGGAUUAUGAAGAAAAACGCAGAUCUCGUCGCCAGGGCAGCCCACGAACGCCAUCAGAUAGCUCUGCUGUACGAGAGUGUUCGUUUACAGUCAAUUGAGGCAAGAAGAAGAUAUGACCCACUGCGCCCCAUAGACGACCCGUUCUACGACCCGCAGUACAAAAACAUGAAGAAGUCAUUUGAUGAAAAGAAUUUCGAAUGCAAAGAUGAAGGAGGUUAUACGUAUUGCCGUAGCGGCAAUACGUGUAACCUCCAUCAUCUGACUGCUAUGGACUACGUGUCAGGAUCGAUCUACGUGCCAGGAUCGGUUGCUCUGAUGGGAAUUGUGCCGUACUACUUGUAA
This is a messenger RNA of Eimeria mitis, 2172 nucleotides long. RefSeq lists its product as uncharacterized. The record is from RefSeq and is a predicted model, not a curated record. NCBI's taxonomy places the organism in Eukaryota, Apicomplexa, Conoidasida, Eucoccidiorida, Eimeriidae. The coding region runs from base 1 to 2172 and encodes 723 amino acids. The transcript is spliced from 10 exons.